Messenger RNA from Archocentrus centrarchus (flier cichlid), 2428 nucleotides. RefSeq names its product regulator of DNA class I crossover intermediates 1 (gene redic1). The transcript is spliced from 14 exons. The coding region runs from base 287 to 2290 and encodes 667 amino acids. NCBI's taxonomy places the organism in Eukaryota, Metazoa, Chordata, Actinopteri, Cichliformes, Cichlidae. The record is from RefSeq and is a predicted model, not a curated record.
CACAACUGUUCCUGUAUUUCACUGUCUGUUUUAUUUUAAGCAAAUAUGCCACAAAGUUAUCUAAUAUAGCAAAUAAACCCGAUGAAAGUUCACACACACAUUUAUAUUUAUAAUUUACAAAUUUCUGUAUAGUUCUGAGCGAGGGUGGCCGCCGGUCUGGUGGUUGGUGCUCCUGCAUAUUAUUACACUAAAAGCUAAGCUAAAGUUAGCUACCUAGCAAAAAAAAUAAUAAGGUAUAUAUGUACUCUGAAGCCGUAACUAGAUUUUGUGGCUACAGCCGUUAAAAAUGAACUGGGUCGGAGGUUCAAGGAAUCGGUUAGUGAUGAGGAAUGACAGCAAAAAGCAGAGGGAAUUCUUUGAAAAGAGAAAAAUGCAACAAAAACUGAAAAACAUGGGAAUAUCUCUCCCAUCCCCCUCCCCUGGCGACGCUGGUUCUGGCAAUGUGGACAUAAUGACUUUGUUUAUCGUCAAUCAGAUUGCUGCUAAAAAAGGAUGUAAAGAUCCUCCUAAAGUAGCAGUUCUCAGCAGUUGUAAAGGGGGAGUCAGGCGUAAGAGAAAAGAGCCCCUGGUGCUCCCAAUGAGCCCCUGUUCCCCAUCGCAGCUGUGUCUUGUUGAGGGCCAGCCUGAGUACAGUGUUCAAGGAAGCAGAAAAAGAAAGAAUGUAAUUCCACAAGGGUUCAAGUGUCAGCAGUUGUCACCACUACUUGAGUCAGGUUUCUCAGACAACAGUGCGUCUGACUACCAGCCUGCUGUGCCUGAUUUGCCCAGCCCCUUCUCCUCCACCUCAUCAGCCUCUUUGGGCCAAGGAAUUUUCCCGCUGCAGCUGAAUCUCCAGAAGCAAAGCCAGACACCACAUCACCCCUCUCCUGCACCCUGGGACACCUCAGUUCUGUUACAGACCAAGGCAUUUUAUCCUUUCUCUCAGCCCAGAUGUAUGACAAACACUUCUCCGUGGUCCUGCAAAGCUAACGAAACCUUCUUCCAACUGGAGACCCCCACAGCAUCCCAAGUCUUCUUUAGCAGUCCAGAACAAGGCAAAACCAAGACAGGAGACUGUGUGAGAUAUGAGGAGACCUUCUCUCUCAACCAACCAAAGGACAAAGAGUCUAUGCUGGACUUCAUGCUCAACCAGUCAGAAACUCAGCAGCAGUUUGAGGAAGAUGUCUUUAGAGGCUUUAGCAAUGAAGAAUGUGAAAGAGAAAGCCAGUCUCAUUCUGAGAGUGCAAAAUCAAAAAUAUAUCUCACAGAUCAAACAUCAGUAAAAUCUUCAACACCACAAACUGUGCCUGACUCAGAGUGCAUGGGAGCAGAGCUCUCCAACUACAGUGACACAAGCUUUUCAUGCCCCGGACAUGACACCGGGCCGCUGAAUGACUCUGAAUAUUCGCCUUGUUACUCUUGUAGAGGAGAUUACCUCAGUUCAGACUCAGAUGAUGAUGAAGACUGCUGUCAGCCAUGUCUCCCAGCAUCUGCUUCUUACACAGAUCCAGCAUUUAGUGCAAAUACCCUCAAUGUGUCACAAGGGAAUCUAAAACAAAGAUUCUCUGAGCUCAACCCUCACACCCCACAAACAAGAGUCGAAAUGGACCUCAGAGAUUACCUAAAAGUUACUGAGAAAAUGACUACCCCAGAUAAGGCCUGUGGAAGUAAAGGGCGAGAGAAAAAAAGCAGCACAGCUGCUCCUCACCCUCCAGCUCAAACUCAGAGCUCAGAUGUCUGCAAAUGCAAGAAAACCUCAAGUGAAACUCGAGAUGCAGGAAUUCAAACCGUAUACACUCCCCGAGCUGAAGCGUGCGAUGCUUCGACUCAGUGCAGCUUUGUUUCAGACAGUGCUCUCGGGUUCAGCUUGAAUCUGCCGAACGCUGACAUGUCGGAGCAGCUUCCAGCCACAGGGAGGCAGGCCGAUACCGCCACAGAGCCAGAUGCACUCACAGCUUCAACAGAAAACUCCAGGAGUGAAGAGAAGCAGACACCUUGGAACAAGAAGAAAUCAAAGGAGGAUUCCCUGUCAGGCAGGAGCAUGAUCCCUGCUAAUAACUGUGACAAAGUGAUGCUACAGAGACCAACAAACUGCUUUUUAAAUGCUGAGAGCACAGGUCAGGAGAAUAAAGAGGGCAGAGAUGAGAGAGAACAACACGAGAGCUGCCCUCCGAUGAGAAACUUUUCAGAUCAAAGAAGGGGAGAGGGCGCAUCUGCCACCAGAGUUAACAUGCUCUCAGAGGAGGCUGAAACGCUUCAAGAGAUAGCCGACAUCUUGCUCCUCCUGAAGCAGAGGAAAAUUCAAGGCUGAUAAGAACUGAUGGAUGAAGACAAUAAGAAAGAAAGUCUGUUCUGUGCAUGUUGUUUUAAUUCAAAGCACUAGCUUAAAGCAAUAAAACCACAUUAAAAAUAGUCAUAGUUUUGUUCUUCAUGCUGUGAUAAAGUGAAA